This is a messenger RNA of Vanessa tameamea, 2393 nucleotides long. RefSeq names its product putative E3 ubiquitin-protein ligase UBR7. Gene Ontology annotation, molecular function: zinc ion binding; ubiquitin protein ligase activity. The record is from RefSeq and is a predicted model, not a curated record. Bases 161 to 2314 code for a protein of 717 amino acids. NCBI's taxonomy places the organism in Eukaryota, Metazoa, Arthropoda, Insecta, Lepidoptera, Nymphalidae. The transcript is spliced from 2 exons. Gene Ontology annotation, cellular component: cytoplasm.
AUUUCAUUCAAUUCGUUCAUUUCGUUCCUUAUUGGGGUCGACAUUGAUGUCGUAUAAAAGUGUUGGCGCUCAUUUGUAUUGUAACCGGCUUUUACUUUCUUUGUUAAAAUAAUUACACAACGUUAACUUUGUAUAAAUAUAAACUAUCAUACUUUGGAAAAUGGCAAGCGAUAUCAAAACUACGGCUGAAAAUGCCGACAUGUCCGAAUGUGACGGAGAAAAAGUUGUUACAAUGAUGGACGUCUUGCAAGAACAGGAAGAUUUUGAAGAAGAUGCUAACGCAGUAUUAGGAGCGUCGGACGAUAAAAAUUGCACCUAUUCUAAGGGCUAUAUAAAAAGGCAAGCUUUAUAUGCAUGCCUGACCUGCUGCCCUGAAGCCAAAUCAGACCCAAAGAAGAGAGCUGGCGUGUGUCUUGCUUGCAGCUUGAUGUGCCAUGAAAACCAUGAACUUAUUGAACUUUACACUAAACGUAAUUUUAGAUGUGAUUGUGGCAAUCCUAAGUUCAAUUCCCAUCCCUGUACUUUUACUUCUGCAAAAUCUGACCUAAAUGAAGACAAUUAUUAUAACCAAAACUUCAGUGGCUUAUACUGUACCUGCCAAAGACCCUAUCCUGACCCUGAAUCAACUGUUGAAGAUGAAAUGAUUCAAUGUAUCAUUUGUGAAGACUGGUUGCAUGCAUCACACCUGGAAUCCACAGUUCCAGCCAAUGAGCAAUACUCAGAAAUGAUUUGUAAAAUCUGUAUGGAUAAAAAUGAAUUCUUGCAUGACUAUAGUGAUUUAGCUGUUAAUACAGAAAGUAUUGAGGUGGACAUAGUAACUGUUAAUGGUAAUAUAAAUAAUUCUAAAUUAAGCAUUGGUAAUAAAACUGAAGAAGCUACUGACUCUAAAUUAAAUCAAAUUGAAAAUAAAUCCAAAGAUAGGACAACAGAAGAAAAACCUGAUACUAGUGUAGUUACUAAAGAUACAGCCUUAAUAGAAAGUGUAGAAGAAAAUGAAAAUAAAUACAAUGAGAGUGAUAAAGAAAAUAUCACAGAAAAUCCUUUAGAAACUAACCAAUCAGAACAGGACCCACAAACAAAUUUAUCUUCAGAAAAUACUACUUCAAAUAUAACACAAGAACUAUAUAAUGACCAAAGUGAGCAAGAUAAUAUUACUGAAGUUGAAACUAAAGUGGACUCUGUUUUAAAAAGUGAUAAUGUUUUAAAAGAUCCAACUGAUGACACUGCUAUGGUCUGUGAUAAUUUGGAAAUUAAUAAAGAAAAUGUUUCUAAUGAGUCUAAGGAUGUAGAAAAAUCAAAAGACCAACAAGAUAGUGAAACAAAUAUCAAUAAAGUAAGAGAAAACAAUGCAAAAGAUGAUGCAGAAAAUACUAAAAUUGAAGAAGACAUAAAAUCAACUUCAAUGAAUGCAGAGAAAAUGGAAGAAGAUAGACUUUUAGCUGAUCCAGAAGAUGAUAACCAAAAAACAGUUAAAGUUGAGAAUAAUGAUAAUGCUACUGACAAAGACUCGUCAACAAAAGAUAUUAAGAGCGACCCUGUGGAAACAAAUGAACCAAAGUCAGAAACUGAACCCAUUUCUGACAAUGCAGAAAAUUCUAAAACUUGUGAUGAGAUAAUUGAUACAAAUAAAAUUUCUAAUGAAGCCAUAGUACCAAAUGAAAAUAUUUCUAAUAAUCCUAAUAAUUCCGAAACUACCAUUGUUUCAACAGAGUCUGAAAGUUCCGGUGAAAAUAAAAUUAAAUUGGAAAACUUACCUAGACAAGAUAACAAUUCUAUGGAGGCAACUACUCAAAGUGAGAGUAAUAAGGAAGUAGAAUCUGGCAGCUCAGAAAAAAGAAAGUUCACAGAAGAAAAUUCUGAUAAUGUGGGAGCUAAAAAACCAAAACUUGAUGGUAACCUCUGCAUAAGACCGAAAGGAAUAAAAAAAGUAUACAAAGGAGCUACAUUUUGGCCAUCAAACUUCCGACAGAAACUCUGCACCUGUCAAGAAUGUUUAUCAAUGUAUAAUGACCUCUCAGUUUUAUUUUUAACUGAUCCUGAAGACACUGUUAGUGCCUAUGAAAGCUUGGGCAAACAAAAAAUAAAUGGUGAACCAGCAACACAGUAUGAAAAAGGAUUGCAAGCAUUAUCAUCUUUAGACAGAAUCCAACAAAUAAAUGCUCUGACGGAAUACAAUAGAAUGAGAGAUAAGUUACUAGAUUUCCUAAAAAGUUUUAAAGACAAAAAAGAAAUUGUCAAGGAAGAAGACAUUAAGGCUUUCUUUGCAGGAAUGAAACCUAAACGACAAUCGGAUGGUGUUUAUUUCUGCAGAUAAUCUCCUUUUUGACAUAAUUUUCUACUUUGUUCUUUAUUUCAAUGUAAUAAAUAAGAUUUAGUAUUUUAACUUGAAAAGU